Messenger RNA from Biomphalaria glabrata, 6663 nucleotides. RefSeq names its product contactin-like. Gene Ontology annotation, biological process: cell-cell adhesion. The coding region runs from base 528 to 4256 and encodes 1242 amino acids. Lineage: Eukaryota; Metazoa; Mollusca; Gastropoda; Planorbidae. The transcript has 32 exons. The record is from RefSeq and is a predicted model, not a curated record. Gene Ontology annotation, molecular function: protein binding.
UAACCUAGACAAAGUCAAGGACUUGUCUCCCGUGUAGUGAUUUUCUUAAUACAAGUCACUUAGGAAUAUCACAGAACCAACAACGCCAGGGAUCGAUCUAAACGAGGGCUAAAAUAAACCUAUGCUUCGUAUUUCUAGAUAUAUAUAAUGGACAGAUAUUCACUAUUGUUAUUUUAAUAAUGCCUUGGAUAUAAAGCAUUACAUUUAGAGCUUAAUUUCUAGUGUAUAUUUCUGUCGCCAAAUCUCAAUCGUUUUCCAUACGAAUUAAACGGAUAUAAGACGUUUGGAUAUUUCGUGUCAUAAAAGGCAUUUGGAUAUUUCUCAGUUUUCCAUACCAAGGCAUUCAUCUGGAACGUAGCUGACCUAUAUAAAACAGUAUAAUGCAGAAUAACAACAUAGUUAACACAUGACUUUGAGAGUUCUUGUAUUCUGUGUGCCAGGCGCCAUUCAUUGCGGGUGUGUCUGUCGGAUAAAAGAGUUAUGUUUCCUUGAAGGAGAUUGAGAUGGCUGGAAUCUGACAGUUGGCCAUGGUGUCACAGAUUGUAGUGACCCUUCUAAUAGUCUUGGGACAUUCACUGGCACAGGUGCUGUAUGAAUGUCCAGAUGACUGGGUCACUUACAAUGGCUACUGCUACCUAUUCCAGAGUGACCUCCCGUCCAGUUAUGACGACGCUAAGUCCUCGUGCAGUAUUCACGGAGCAGGUGUGCUAAGUGUCGACAACAUGGAAGAGAAUUUUUACAUCACGACCUGGUUACAGAAGAAUGAUCCUUUUCAGCAAGAAUGGUAUACCAGUGGUGUUUAUGAUCCCAUCAAUAGUGCUACUUUGAAUGGAUCAACAUAUAAGUGGGAGUCAACAGGCAAUGCUAUAGAGAACGCCUUGAUGUCACAGUUCAUUGAAGCACCAAAUAUAAAGAUAGUUAAAGGAGUUAUAGUAUAUUCUUAUGGGCCUAUUGGCAUUGGUUGGAAAUAUGUAGAUGGAACGCCCAAGAAAGCUUAUAUAUGCAAGAUUGCAGAAAAGGAAGCAUAUAGGAUUGUUUUGACUAAUAGAGGCUUUGAUUAUGGAAUAGAAAACCCAGACAUGAACAAGCUAGAGUUUGGACCCUACUUCAUCCAGCAACCACAUAGUGUUGUUGUUGUUAGCAGUAUGGAGCCAUUGGUUGUAGAGUGCAUUGUAUUGGCCAACCCUGAACCUGUUUAUAAGUGGUUUCGAGGAAAUAACUUUGUUACAGAAGUCAAUGAAGAUUUAGAUUCAAGAUACUCUGUCACCAAUGGAAAACUAACCAUAACUGAUCCUGAUGAUGUGAAGGAUUCCAACUUAUACCGCUGCCAGGCAGAGAAUAAAUUUGGCAAGAUCAUAAGUGAUACAGUGGAAAUAUCUUUUGGGUAUCUGGGAGAGUUUAACAAUGUACAAGAUGCUGGAACUAGAGCUAAGGCAUAUGAAGGAGCUCAAGUCACUUGCAGUAAACUCAAUUAUAAACCUGCUGUAGUAUACACAUGGAUCAAAGCUGGGCAGCAGUUUGUCAGACCAGAGUAUCAGACUUAUAUUUUUAUCUCUGCCAAUGGAAGGUUAUACUUCUCUGAGGUCACUAUGUCAGAUGAGGCUGAAUAUACUUGUGUAGUGAGUUUGUCAGGUGUGAAUCAAUACACUAUUGGAAGCUUACAGCCUCCUUCUCGGAACAGUCUUCCUAUUCCACUCAUAGUGGAUGCUCAGAUGCCACAAGCAGACUGGGGUCCAGUGAUACAGAAUGAUUUUAUUGGAGUAUAUCCAUCCCCUCCCCUGGCUGGCCAGGACAUCAGGAUGGAGUGUUUUGCAUAUGGAUCGACAACGUCCCCAUUUUUCUACACAUGGACAAGAGAAGACAAGCCAAUGUCAACCAGCGCUUUCCUUACAGACAGCAACAGAGUUCUGAUCAUUCCAGAGGCAAAAUUGGAAGACAGUGGAACAUACAGGUGUACAGUUCGCAGGGGAGCCUCAAAGAGUGACACUAAAGUCAUCAGUUUGACAUUGGGAGCCAGACCUUAUUUUCUUAAUCAGCUUCAAAAUCAACAUGCAGACAUAGAUUCACAGCUAACUUGGAUCUGUAAUGCUAGGGGCAGUCCUGAACCUGUCUAUACUUGGUACAAAAAUGGAGUAAAAAUUGUAACAGAUCCUGAUAAACGUAUCACUAUCCAGAAGAAUGUUCUGAUAAUAAGUCAUCUCUCUGCUGACAUACAUGAUGGAAUGUACCAAUGUGGUGCUGCCAACACUCAUGGGACAUCCAUCACUUCAGCACAGCUCAGAGUUCUAGCCUUCAAGCCUAAUCUAAACAAGUACCCCCCUCCAGAAACUUUGAUGGCACCACUGACAGGAAAUAUUACCAUUCGAUGUCAACCAGAGGGUUCACCAUUCCCAAAGAUAGAGUGGACACAUGGCUCCAAUGCUAUAACUAGUGAUGGUUCAAAGUACACAAUAUUAAGUAAUGGUAAUUUGUUUAUCACUUCACUGACCAAUGGAGAUCAAGGCAGAUACACUUGCAAAGCUUCCAAUACAUAUGGAGUUAUUGAAGGCUCUACAACUUUGACCAUUGCUGAGGGCACCACUAUCAUCUUGGGACCAACAGAUCAACAAGAUGUCAUUAUUAACAAAACAAUAUUUUUAAACUGUGAUGCCAGUCAUCCUAAUGGAAUGGAUGUGGUCUAUGAAUGGACAUUCAAUGGAUUUCCUCUUUUCCUUGAAGAGAUGUACUACAAAGUGGUUCAAGAUGCUAACCAAGGUUCCAAUGGAUUGUAUGUGGUCAAUGCCCAGUUCAGACAUGAAGGAAUGUACACUUGUACAGUCAGGACACCAUUCAACAGCCAGUCAAAGUCAGCUUAUGUUACAAUCAAAGGUCCACCCAAAGAGGCUGCAGGAGUACACACCUUACCAGGAACUACGACAUCCAGCCAAACUACAGUUGCUUGGACAGCAGGCUCUGGCAGUGGGGGGCAAAUCAUUGCUCACUUUAUUCAGUAUGCAAGUGAUGAAUUCCCCAAUGAUUGGACUGAGACAGAUGCUAUACUAGUUGCUGACAGUUACAGACAGAAUGAUGUGAACGAAAACAAACAUUCUUAUACAGUAACAGGGCUUAACCCAGGCAGUGGCUAUCGAUUUAGAGUUGUUGCUCAAAAUGAGUAUGGUCGAGGUGAUCCCAGUUUACCAUCACCUUACAUUCAGAUGUUUUCAGCAGCACCAGCAAUAGCUCCAAGAAAUCUAAGAGGUGGCGGUGGCUCCGUAGGAGAUCUGGUCAUAAGAUGGGAUCCUCUCCAUAGGUCAGAGUAUGGAUCAACCACUGUCAAUUACAAGAUCUACUGGAGACAACAGAAUGACAAAUCCAAGGAUGGUGGUCUGUGGAUAGUGGACUAUAUCGUGGAUCCCAAUCAGGACAUGAUGGUCAAGCAAGUUGGUGUAGACAAUUAUUACCUUAUUUAUGAAGUGAUCAUUCAAGCAAAUAAUUCUUUUGGCUUUGGUCCAAACUCUUCUGUAGCAGAGGUGUAUUCAGCUGAUGGAAUUCCAUUGGUUGCGCCAUUGAAUGUACAGUCAGUCACACACAAUACCUCCGCUGUUGAUGUAUGGUGGGAGCCUUUAGCUGAGACUCGGGAAAUUGCAAGAGGAAAGAUUCUAGGAUAUCAGAUUAAUUACUGGAUAGAAGGUGAGAGCCCUGACCUGUAUAGGCAGUUUAUACGUUACUAUGGCAACUGCGACAAGGGUGUAGUCAUUGGCUUACCCAAUGACAUUAAUGCUGUUGUGGAUGUGCAGGUGUACAAUCAGGCAGGUUUAGGCCCAAGAUCAAGUUGGUAUAUUUAUGAAACACACAGUUUUCAACCAUUAACUUAUCCCCAAGAGAUUAGGGUCACAUCUGCUGGCCAGUACCAAGCACGUGUCUGGUGGAGGGGUGUCACCAUCACUGUACUGGAAGAAGACUUGACUGGCUACAGUUUGUUCUACUGGGUAGCCUCUGAGAACUAUCGUUCAGCGACAGAAGUCUUUGUUCCUGGGCGUGCACAUGAAACUGUUUUAACAAACUUGAGCGAUAACAGGAUUUAUGCCUUAAGAUUGGCAGCAGUUGGAAAAGGUGGUACUGGGUCAAGGACACCCAUAACUUACUUCACAUUUGAGGGUCAAGUUCUAAUAGACUCCAGCUUUGCAGAAACCAUUGAUACCUUCCUUUCUAUUGGUGUUCAGAUACAAUCUUACAUAGUCAUAAUAGUUGUAGGCAUCAUUCUUGCAUUAGUCUGAUCUCAAGUACCCAGCAGUAACAGGCUGGAGGAUGAAUUCAUUGUGUCCAAGCAUGGAGAGAGGAUAGAAAGACAUUGUAUAUAGGCUCAAAGUGAACACAAUUUCUCAAUCAAAAACAUGAUAGCGAGUAUACACACCAAACACAGCUGUUUUUAUUCAGCUGGGAAUCAUGGGAUGUGAAAUGUCUCUGUGAACAAAUAAUUCUUGUGUAAAUAUUUGUUGCAAAAAUCAUUUUCAAAAGUUUUUAUUUUGUACUAUUAUAAAUAAUAAGACAUAUUUUAUUAAUACAUUGAAAUCUUAUUUUUUUGUAUACAUUUUGUGUAAGGUGCUGAAAAAAAACGUUACAAUUGAGUGAAUGGUAACCUAUUGCGACAAAGAAAUCCAUGCUCUCAGUAGUAGUUUAUUGGAAGCUGAAGAUGAUGAGUUUUGAAUUAGUACAGCACACUGAUCUUGUAUUUUAGCUCUGAUCAUGUGUUAGUACAGCAUACUGAUCAUGUAUUUCAGCACGGAUCAUGUAUUUUAGCUCUGAUCAUGUAUUAGUACAGCACACUGAUCAUGUGUUUUAGCUCUCAUCAUGUAUUAGUACAGCACACUGAUCAUGUAUUAGUACAGCACACUGAUCAUGUAUUUUAGCUCUCAUCAUGUAUUAGUACAGCACUGAUCAACAUAAUCAUGAUGUGCUUAGUUUUUAGCUCUUAUUUUUUAAAUUUAAAUAAAACUAAACAGAAGUAGCCUGUGGCUCUUAUCCUCUAGAUCUCAGUGAAAGCAAUCCUUUUAUUUUCAUACAAAAUACUAAUAUAUAUAUAUAUAUAUAUAUAUAUAUAUAUAUAUAUAUAUAUAGUUCCAGGAUUUAAUAUAUUUAAAAAAGGAGGACUUAGAAAAAUGCUUUUGUCUUAUUUAUUGUGCCUUCCGUAUGAUAUGUUGGAACUGUGAUUGUUUUAUGGAUAUAUCAUGUUUUUGAAUAUCUUACUUCUUGAUGAUUGUGAAAUUGUUCCGUGAAAUGUUUUUAAAAUUGUAAAACAUAUUGAAAUUAGUAAGUAAAUCUGUUGAUAUAUGUAACUAAUGUAACUGUUUUUAAUGACAUGACUAAAUAGUGUAAGGAGGUAUUGGACUAAAAAAAAACUAGCCCUUAUUGAGUUCCAAGCCUAUUUAAUUUAACUUGUCACUUAUAUGUUGUUAUUUGUUUUGUUUUUCUAAACUAAUGACUAAAGAUUGUUCAUCAAUUUUGUUCAAUUUUAUUAGCUUUUAAAAUAGUAAAAAAAAAAAAUUUAAAAUAAUUUUCAUUGAUGUAAAACUAAAAAUAUAUGUUGAGCCCUAAUUGAAUGGCAUUCUAUUAGUAUGUUGGUUGUUAGGUUUGAUAAACAUUGUAAAUAUGUACAUGCAUAAUGUUGAUACACUUUGGUCCUUCCAUUCAACAACUUGUUAUAAUUUGCACAUAGUUACAUUUCCUUCACCAUUCUGUGUUAUAGACCAUUGCUCAACUUCAACUGAUUGGUUUAGAACAAGAGCAGUAUUGUUUAUUGUUGAAUGUGGAAAAUGAGUCACACACUAUCUGUUAACAGUUAUAUUAGAUAUACAUCCUUGUGAAAAAGCCACACUCUAUGAGAACUGAAUUUUAGCCAACUAGAUAUGUGUAAAUUAAAAAAAAAAGACAAGGCAUCAUGGCAUUUGAGACAUUUUGGUGCUGGGUAUUUUAGCAACAUUUUCAGCAAUAUUAAAGGAAGACAUUAAUCCUACCCCCAUUCUGUGAUUUCCAGAUGUUAACAUUAAUAGUUGCAAAAAAAAUGCAUUCCAAGAUAAACUGUAAUUUAUGAAGGCUACAACAGAAUAGAGAUUUCUGUUGAACACAACAAAACACAGACACACAAGCCUUUUUUUUUUAAAAAAGGAAUUCAUAGAACUUAUGAUGCACAAUGAAAUACCAGAAAAUCACAAUGGUAUUACUGAAAUAGCAGCAUCCAAAUAUCUAGCUUUGACUGGCACACCAAUGAUGUCAUUUAAAUGAGCAUACUCUAAUGGGAUAGCUUGGCACCACAAAUUCUCUAUAAUGAGACUUGAGACAAAUGUUUUUUUUUCCCUUUAAUAUCCAAAAGUGGGGCAUUUCUUUCUUUCUUGUGCUGUCUUUUGAUGGUGGCCUACAGUUUUAGGUGAUACAAUUACCAACCCAUCUGUAGUUCUGUUAUCUUUAGACUCUUUUUGAACAUGCAUCAAAGUCCUGUUUAGGCCACUAUAAGAUGUUCAAGUUUUAAACUCUCCCUAAGCCAGACUUCAACACCAACAACUUCAUAUCAGUGAGUUAUUGUGGAAUAUUAAAUAUAUGUACUUUCAUUAUUCUAUGUAUAUCUCUUAUAAAAGCUUAAUUGUUUAUAAUGUUAAUGAAUAAAAUAUAUAACGUCUGUUAUACUGG